Molecule: messenger RNA, 1559 nt
Organism: Scleropages formosus (Asian bonytongue)
Lineage: Eukaryota; Metazoa; Chordata; Actinopteri; Osteoglossiformes; Osteoglossidae
Gene: plppr1
Product: phospholipid phosphatase related 1
Exons: 8
Coding region: 189-1184 (331 amino acids)
Biological process (GO): phospholipid dephosphorylation; phospholipid metabolic process; signal transduction
Cellular component (GO): plasma membrane
Molecular function (GO): phosphatidate phosphatase activity
Source: RefSeq, a predicted model, not a curated record
GCACUCGCGGCGUCCGCGCUAGUCCUCUUUAAAUGAACACGAGACUGCCUAAUCGUCCGCCGCGAGCGCACCGCCGAAAUCUCGCAGCCGAGAUGCGGGGACACGCGGCGCAGUAGCUCGCGCGCCCUCUCCAUACAUGGAUUUGCGUCUGCACGAGCUCGCCAUUUAAUGAGCAAAGACCCUGACCGAUGGUGAGACCGUCUGACAGAAUGCCCGUGGACAACACCCAGCGGAGUUACUCCAUUAUCCCUUGCUUCAUCUUUGUGGAGCUGGUCAUCAUGGCCGGGACAGUGCUGCUGGCCUACUACCUGGAAUGCACGGACACCUUCUCCGUCCACAUCCAGGGCUUCUUCUGCAACGACGCCGACCUGAUGAAGCCCUACCCAGGCCUGGAGGAGGACAGCUUCGUGCCUCCUCUCAUCCUUUACUGUGUGGUGGCUGCGGUGCCCACUGCGAUUAUCUUCAUCGGGGAGAUCUCCAUGUACAUGGUGAGGUCCACACGGGAGGCCCUCGUUGCCCAAGAGAAGACUAUUGUCACUGGGGAGUGCUGCUACCUGAACCCUCUCAUCCGCAGGCUCAUCAGGUUCAUCGGCAUCUUUGCCUUCGGCCUGUUUGCCACAGACAUCUUCGCCAAUGUUGGCCAGAUCGUGACGGGCAACUUGUCGCCAUACUUCCUGAACGUCUGCAAGCCCAACUACACGGGGACGGAGUGCCGCUACAGCCACCAGUUUGUCGCCAAUGGCAACAUCUGCACUGGGGACCAAGUGGUAGUGGAGCGUGCCAGGAGGUCCUUCCCAUCCAAGGAUGCCUCGCUCAGCGUGUACUCAGCCGUCUACGUGACUAUGUACAUCACCAGCACCAUAAAGACCAAGAGCAGCCGGCUGGCCAAGCCUGUCCUUUGCCUUGGUACCCUGUGCGCUGCCUUCCUCACGGGUCUCAACCGGGUCUCUGAGUACCGAAACCACUGCUCAGAUGUCAUCGCCGGCUUCAUCCUAGGAAGCUCCAUCGCCCUCUUUUUGGGUAUUUGCGUGGUCCACAACUUUAAGGGCGUCCAUGCGGCACCUGCCAAGCAGAAAGCGGAGGAGUACCGUGGUUUGCCCCUCAUGACCUUUCCGCGGGUCGAGAGCCCCCUGGAAACAUUGAGUGCGCAGAACCAUUCGGCGUCCAUGACGGAAGUCACAUGACUAAGGGGACAGCAUCGGGUCACCUUUGCAUCACCGCAGCACCUCUAGACAGGAAGGUUUUGUACUGUGUCAUAUGUUCAAAAAGAACAGUAUUAUGUUGUACCUAAGUAGAAGGCAAUGUUUUUUUGUACAUUUUGUAUAAGAAAGUGCUGUAGCUUACCCCAACUGUCAGCUUUGAAUUAUUACAUGGUCAGGACUUAUGCAUUCCUUCUCAUGUUUUACAUUAUAAAGUAAAUAUAUAUAUAUAUGAAAAAGUUAUUGAAAUAUUGAUGUUGUUAUGUGGUAUUUGUACGAGCAACUCUUUUUAUUCUCGUUUCUGUAAAUCUUUGACAGUUUUGUAUGUUGGCCCCCACCCCCUUGGUUAUCUCUGUACAA